This is a messenger RNA of Pelobates fuscus (common spadefoot toad), 1649 nucleotides long. RefSeq names its product collagen triple helix repeat containing 1 (gene CTHRC1). The coding region runs from base 134 to 841 and encodes 235 amino acids. Lineage: Eukaryota; Metazoa; Chordata; Amphibia; Anura; Pelobatidae. The transcript has 4 exons. The record is from RefSeq and is a predicted model, not a curated record.
GCCCUUCACUAGAAACAGACACUGUAUUACAGUUCUCUCCAGCCAGUAACUCUGUAGCACAGUUCCAGGGAGCAAGGCAGUAGUCUGCUUCUCGAAUUAGAUCAGUCAAUUGCCCAUUCUCCUCUUUGCUAAGAUGUUUUCGAUUUGGACCACUCUCCUUCUGGCUGGAUGUUUGCUGUUACCUUCAGACUCUCAGCCCGAGAACCAAAAAGUGAAGCAAAGAUCUCUUCGACAAAAAGACUUGGACAUCAUAGAUAAAUAUAAUGGUUUAUGUGUGCAAGGACCGAUGGGUCUUCCAGGUCGAGAUGGAACUCCUGGAGUGAAUGGAAUCCCCGGAACUCCUGGAAUUCCAGGUCGUGAUGGAGCAAAGGGAGAGAAAGGAGAAUGCAUGAGAGAGAGUAUAGAAGAAUCCUGGACCCCCAACUUCAAACAAUGUGCAUGGAACUCCCUGAACUAUGGCAUAGACCUCGGGAAAAUUGCCGAAUGCACAUUUACAAAGAUGCGUUCACACAGCGCAUUACGAGUUGUCUUCAGUGGGUCUCUGCGUCUUAAGUGUAAGACGGCAUGUUGCCAACGCUGGUACUUUACGUUUAAUGGAGCUGAGUGCGCAGGUCCACUUCCCAUUGAAGCCAUCAUCUAUUUGGACCAAGGCAGCGCAGAAUUCAACUCCACCAUUAACAUUCACCGAACAUCCACAGUGGAAGGUUUGUGUGAAGGUAUCAGUUCCGGACUUGUGGAUGUGGCAGUUUGGGUAGGGACCUGCGCGGACUACCCAAGAGGAGAUGCAUCUACUGGAUGGAAUUCAGUAUCUCGGAUCAUCAUUGAAGAAUUGCCAAAAUAAACAGUAUAUUUUAGAUUUUGUAUUAAAAAUUAAAGAUUUGAAAAAAUCCCAUGGGCAGCAAAUAUUACCUCCUUUGGAUAAUCAAAAGAAGGUAACAGUGAACAAAAUCGUUUUCUACAUACUGUAUUAUAGAAAUAAAGUGUUUUUGUGGAUUAUGUAAGUAUUAAUGAUUAACGGGAAUCUACUAAACGUUGUUUUGUUUGUCUACAUUUAAAAAGUUUAAGAUUUAACAUCAUAUUAAACUUUAAAGUAGAUUGACCACUAAGUGUUUGAAUAAGGUCUGCUUGAGGCAACAGAAUUAAAUCCAUGUAUUUAUUGGCAAAUUGCCAGCAAAUAUGGAGGUAAAAUAAAUAUUCGUAGACCCUCUUGCUCGGAAACAGUUAAAUGUUAACACGAAAGACAAUAGAUUCCGUUUGACGCUGUCCAUAUACCAAUAUACAGUCUUGAUGGGCACUAUAUAAAAGCUGACAUCUAAUCGAUUGCAGGACAAUUGAAACUUAGAUCCUCAGCUGAAAAUGUAUUGGGAAAAAGUAAUGAUAGCUACCAUAUUUGUGUUUCUUUAGUUUGGAUGUUUGCUAAAGUAAGAUUUUAAUGUGAAUUUCAAAUUUAAAGCCAGAAUUGAAAGCAUAGCUGGCUUUGAGAAUUGUAAAAGUUUGGCUAUUUCGAUCUUAAAUUUAAAAUACAUUUUGAAUCCUCACUUUUAGUGAAUAACCCAAAUAGUGUUAAGUCAUUCUGAACCAUUGAAGGUCAAAACUGUUUGCAAUCGUUUUUUAAAAUGUUUUAAUAAUAAAAAUAAUUAUAAACAGAC